AUGGGUGAGGAAAGGUUAACUGGCUUAGCUUUACUCAAUACUCACAGGGACAUAAGCAUUGAUGUGGAAAAAAUCAUUGACAGACUUGCGGCUGCCAUCCGACUAAUAAAAAAUAAUUUAAGAUCAUCUAUAGCUGAUGAUAGAUUGGAUUCACUUAUGAUUUUAAGCGUGGAAAAAGAUGUGGUUGAUCAAUUAGAUAUGAACAAAAUAGCAACAUUAUGGGCAACUUUGAAAAACCGUAGAAUUAAUAUCUAA
Messenger RNA from Macrosiphum euphorbiae (potato aphid), 255 nucleotides. The record is from the annotation of a GenBank genome assembly. Lineage: Eukaryota; Metazoa; Arthropoda; Insecta; Hemiptera; Aphididae.